AAUAUCAUCGCUUGACUUUUCAAUUUUAGAUCACUUAACUAACGCCUUCCUAGUGUUAAGGUUACAAAUGUUAUAAAAUAUUGUGUUAGAAAAUUUUGAUGAAAAUAGACAAUCUUGUCAUUUGCAGAAAGAUGGAAUCGCAUGACCAGGACGAAAAUUUUACAAACUUUAGUAUCGCUGAAAUUCUGAAACCGGAUUUUGGAAGUAAACAAUUGACCACCGGUGUUUUAAAUUUGUCGAAAGAAAAAAAAUCGUACGGACAGACAAACAGUUUACAACUUGCAGACUUGCACACAUGGACUGCACAGUCAUUGCACAAUCUAGGAUUACAAUUCAGUGCUUUUUCACCAAAAACUUGUCAAAAUUUUGUGCUAAACAAACACUGCACAGGGUUCCAAAAACAUGAACUUCACAGUCCUAAUAAUUUACGAAAUCAUAACACAAAUUACAGACUUAAUCUAGAAGUGAAAAACAAAACAGACAUUCUCAAUAAAAGUUCUGAUUCACGGCGGGAAUCCUGCGGAUCUGACGGUGAAAGUAUAAAGAGCAGCCCGGCUACCAGUCCAGCAGGCAGCCCGGGUUCGAGUCCCAACUCCGAGGCUGGGCAAAAACAACAGGAUGGAAAACUUUGGCCAGCAUGGGUAUACUGUACCAGAUAUUCCGACAGACCUUCAGCGGGUCCCCGGUCAAGAAAAAUUAAGAGAAAAGAGAAAACGGCUGACGAAAAAAGACCAAGAACAGCAUUUACAACCGAACAGCUCCGAAAACUUAAAGACGAAUUCGAGGCUAAUAAAUAUUUGUCAGAGAGCAGACGACAGCAAUUGGCGCGCGAACUGAACUUAAAUGAAUCGCAAAUAAAAAUAUGGUUCCAAAAUAAAAGAGCGAAAAUAAAGAAAUGUACGGGGGACCAGAAUGGACUGGCUAUGGAACUUAUCGCACAAGGACUUUAUAACCACAAGACAGUUCCAGUACCAGUCAAAAUAGAGUCAUGACGUUUUAGAUGACAUCAGAAACAGUGGUUACAAUGGUUACUGUACAUUUUAUUUCUGGUAUCCUCCGACACAUGAGAUUAUUAAAAUGUGAGAUUUGGCGGUUCAAAUAUUUGAUAAGAACUUGUACAAUUAAACGUACAAAAUCGUUCCAAGGAUGUUACUGUGUAGCCACAUACAUAGGAUACAGGCACAGAUGCAGCCGUUUCAAGUUACAUUCAUUUGCCCUGAAUUUUGCCUUGGAAAAGUGCAAUUCCAAGUGCGUACUGGUUUGACUGAAUAGUUUUGUAAAUAUUGAUACUUGUGACAACACUUAAUCAUUGAUAUUCAUGUGUAAAUACUCACGGACUAAGAAUUCCAAAAAAAAAAACCCAGUAAACUUGCAAAAUGUAUCUGUAAUUUAUUUAUAUUGUUUAUCAUCGAAGUUGAUGUUACAAAUCAGAGUUCUUUGAUCUCUAUAUUCAUUCAUCAGAAAGUUUAAAAAGAGAAAUAAAAUAUCCCCACGUACAGGUGCGUGUAAGUUUAUUGCAUAAUUCAUAAUUUCAUAAUGGUACACUUUUUAAACACCUUUUAAUUUGAAUUUAAGAUUUUUUGUUUGUUUUAUUUUAUUGAACUGCAAACAUUUUUUUCUGAUAGUUAUUUCAGAACUGUGAUGAUUUUUUUUUUAUCUUAAAGAAAAAAAAGAAAAAGCAAAGACAAAUAUUUUUGUAGAAUGUGACCUUUCUCAUAAAAAAGCUAGGACUUUUACAGUACAUGUAGUACAAAACUGAUACAAAACAUGUAUAUUUUUUUUUGUAAAAAUGCACCAAAUGUAAAAGUAUCAUGAGAUGCCAAAAACUGCUUGCGCAUGCGCUGUCUUAAUCUGUUGUAUUUUAUCUCGUGAUUUCUGGAAUCAGAUAUGAUCCAGUCCCCAUAAAUAAAAGUGCUAAAACCUGA
Mercenaria mercenaria is the source of this 1925-nucleotide messenger RNA. RefSeq names its product homeobox protein engrailed-1-B-like. The record is from RefSeq and is a predicted model, not a curated record. Gene Ontology annotation, biological process: multicellular organism development; regulation of transcription by RNA polymerase II; neuron differentiation. Gene Ontology annotation, molecular function: DNA-binding transcription factor activity, RNA polymerase II-specific; RNA polymerase II cis-regulatory region sequence-specific DNA binding. Gene Ontology annotation, cellular component: nucleus. The coding region runs from base 99 to 992 and encodes 297 amino acids. Lineage: Eukaryota; Metazoa; Mollusca; Bivalvia; Venerida; Veneridae. The transcript has 2 exons.